AUGGAGUUUUCAGAUUAUGCCCUUGCAUGGUGGGACCAAUUGAGCAUCAACCGCCGCAGAAAUAGGGAGGCUCCAGUGCGUACUUGGACAGAACUUCAUACACUAAUGCGAAAGAGGUUUGUUCCCCCUCAUUACCAUCGUGAAGUAUUGCGGAGAUUGCAGAGUAUACAACAAGGGUCGCGGUCAGUGGAGGAGUACUAUAAGGAGCUUGAAACACUUCUUCUACAAGCCGAUAUCCAUGAAGUUCAGGAGCAAACGAUGUCUAGAUUCUCGAAUGGGCUUCAAAACGAUAUUGCUAAUGCGGUAGAGAUGUGCCAAUACAUGGACGUCGAGGAGAUGGUACACUUGGCCAUAAAGGUGGAGAAACAACUAAAAUCAAAGCGGAUGCAAGGAAAAGAUGGAGUAUGUGUAGAUCCUGCAAAGGUUGCAGCCAUCCAAAAGUGGCCUACACCUACUAGCAUACGUGAUGUCCGUAGUUUCCAAGGCCUUGCAAGUUUCUAUUGUCGAUUUGUACUGAACUUCAACACUAUUGCAGCACCCUUAACUGCAAUUACCAAAAAAGAGGAUAAGUUUGAGUGGGAAAGUGAACAACAAAAUGCUUUUGAUACUUUGAAAUUAAAACUUACACGUGCACCUGUACUUGUUUUACCUGAUUUGACACGGCCCGGCCGCGUAUAA
Molecule: messenger RNA, 678 nt
Organism: Andrographis paniculata
Lineage: Eukaryota; Viridiplantae; Streptophyta; Magnoliopsida; Lamiales; Acanthaceae
Exons: 2
Coding region: 1-678 (225 amino acids)
Source: RefSeq, a predicted model, not a curated record